Neoarius graeffei (lesser salmon catfish) is the source of this 8423-nucleotide messenger RNA. RefSeq names its product trinucleotide repeat containing adaptor 6C1 (gene tnrc6c1). The record is from RefSeq and is a predicted model, not a curated record. Lineage: Eukaryota; Metazoa; Chordata; Actinopteri; Siluriformes; Ariidae. Gene Ontology annotation, cellular component: nucleoplasm; P-body. Bases 617 to 6019 code for a protein of 1800 amino acids. Gene Ontology annotation, molecular function: RNA binding; protein binding. The transcript is spliced from 22 exons. Gene Ontology annotation, biological process: miRNA-mediated post-transcriptional gene silencing; positive regulation of nuclear-transcribed mRNA poly(A) tail shortening.
CACUUCCUGUUUGCAGCGAGCUGCUGUUGUCAGUUUCAACAAAAUGGCUGCUGGAGGACCGCAAGCGUAAACCCAGAGUCACUCCAGAGCAGGUUAAAUGGACGCCUCGGAGUUUUCCUCCCGUCAGAGCGCGGAGUCCUGCGCGCGAGUGAGAUAGAGCAACGCGCGCCGGAAACGCUCUCCCUGCCCGCCGCCGCGCGCGCACUUUCUGUUGGGCUCGAGAUGAACACGUCAUUGAGAAAGUGCAGAGCGCGCGGUGGAGCUGCUGCACGCGCCGAACGCAGGCGCUGAGGGACUCGGGCUGUUCGCGCGGAAGCUAAAGCUAAAGCUAAAACCGCCGCGUCCUCAGUCUGCACUGGCUGGGCUGGGGGUUAAACAAUCAUAAAAAAUACUCGAACCGGACUGGAAAAGCCAGUGACCGCAGUGUUUGAACUGGAGCGUAUUGUGAGCUGCGCCAGAGCUGCUGAAGUGUCAGUGCGGCUCUAGAGGACAGAGAGACACCUCCGGGCCGGACAACCCGUCCAGCACAGACCCGCCAUUACCGGACCCGCGUCGAGCACGCUGAGCUGAGCUGAGUUGGGAGACAAGCCGAGAAACACAAGAAGAGAUACAUUUGAUGGAAGAAAAGAAAAAGAAAAAGCAAGAAGAAAAGAAGAAAAAGGAAGCUGCUCAGAAAAAGGCUGCUGAACAGGAAACCAAAGUGCCAGACUCUGCCAAGCCCAGCCCUGCUCCUCUUCCCCCUGCCAACCCCAGCGCUACCAACCCCUCUGUGCCCUCAACCAGCAGCAGUGGUGCCAAUGGCAAGCGUGUGUCCUCCAGCACCCAGCAGCAGCAGUCGGCAGUACAGCGCUACCCACCUCGAGAGGUGCCACCACGUUUCCGCCAGCACGAACACAAGCAGCUACUGAAGAGAGGACAACCUCUGCCUGGUGGGAGCCUUCCUGUUGUACUGCCUUCCUCAACCAGCCCUACUGUGCAGUCCUUCCCCAGCCAGUCACACCCAGACUUGCCCUUGCAGAGUGUCCAUUCAGCACAAUAUGAGAGUCCUCACUGGGGACAUACACCUAUCAAUUGCAGUGCUGCUAUAGUCACAACCAGUGACGGUGGCUGGGAUCAACUGGUUAUAGACAAAAGUAAUACAGAGGAGUGGCCUUCUAUUUCUUGCAGCGAAAGCCACAUCCCUGCAGGAUGCCCAUCAGAUAUUGAGGUUCUCAACAUCAACAGCAACACGGACGACAUGAGCAUGGCCACAGGGGGCAGCCAGCAAGGACACUUUCCCACUAAUCAUCCCAGUAAAGCCAGUAAUAGCCACUCAGGAGGCAUCCUCUCCAGCCAGAGUGGGGUCAGUAGAGGCUGGGGCUCUGGCCCAUCUCCUUCCGUUGCCGGAGAAGGAAAGAAUGAUGGCAGCGGUGCAUCAGUGGGAGCCAGGACCUGGGGCUCCUCCAACUUUAACUUGAAUUUGAAUCCCAACGCCAACCCCUCUGCCUGGCCAGUCCUGGGACAUGAGGGGACGGGCAUGGGUGGCAGCUCUGGAGUAUCCAACCAAGCUCCUUCUAAUAUCUGCAGCCCACCGGGUGCUCCAUCCUCUGGACCCAGCAAUAGUGGCAAUUUAGUUGGUGCCAAUGGAAAUUCCUCUGGAACUUCUGGUAAUAGUAAAAGCAGCUCUGCCUGGGGUGGUAUGGUAUCUACAGAUGCCUCUGAGCCACACUCCUCCCCUUCCACGAAUGUGUCUUUUAGUUCUGAACCUCAGAACCUUAACACUGAAGGACCAAAUCACACUAAGCAAGAGCCCUUGAGCCCUGCCAAUAGUCUGCCUAACUGGGGUGUCACACCUGUUGGCAUGGGCUCUUUUGUUCAGUCUCCAACAGGAAGUUCACAGGUCAAUGGGGAGGAGGGGUCUGUGUGGGGUAACGGAGAUGCCAAGACUGCCAAUAGUUCCAAGGACUCAGGCUGGGAUUCAGGAAGUGGUUGGAGUCAAGGAGUAGCUACAGGCACCCCUGGAUGGGGACAAGCCCCAUCCAAUGGGGACUGGGGCAAGCAUUCCAGUGAACCUAAAGGGUGGGAUUCUGCUGGAUCUCCCACUCAAGAGCAGCCACUCAGUUCUUGGGGCAGUGGUGCCAAUGCUCCAGCUAGUGAGGGAAGCAGUGACAGCAUGGAUGGUCAUUCUCAGAGGAGGGAACACUCAAGAGACAUGGCUCCACCUCUUCUGCCUGCCCAGGACAUGGAUCCAAGGGUUCUGUGCAACACAGGAUGGGGACAGACCCCUGUGCGUCAGCACACAGCCUGGGAGACUGAAGAAGCUGCACGCUCAAAUUACAAGAAUGAUGUUGGUACUGAAGCCUGGGGCUCAUCUUCAAAUGCACCUCAUAUGGCACAACCACCAUCUCAUGGUAGCGUCAAUCCAAGCUCUGGACCCGACUCUGUGAGUAAGUGUGAUGUGCAUCGCCCCACAGCAACAACUACAUCAGGCUGGGGAACGUCCCCCAGCCAACCAUGCUCUGGAUGGGGUGACAACACCAAGAAAACCCCUAUUGGUCCUGGGGGUUGGGGCAAUCCCCCACAAGGAGGCCACAGUGGUAGCUUGCAAAAAAGUGGCCAUUCCUGGGCCUCUGAAGACAAGUCUCCUACAUGGGAUGACUCCCAUUCCAAGGCUAAACCUCAAGGUUGGGGUGAGGGCCCUAAGCCAUCCCAUGGUUGGGGCAGUGACCCAGGAGGGGACAAUGGAACUGGAGAUGAGUGGGGUGACUCUGGAGAAGGAAAGAAGAAUGGACCAUCUAGCUCUUCCUGGGAGGGAGAUGGAUCAGGAUGGAAAGAAAGCCCUCGUGGUUGGGGAAAGCCAUCCCCAGGUGGAGGCUGGGGAGAUGCACAACGCCCCAGUGCCUCAACACAGGGAUGGAGCAACAAGUCUCAGGAGGGUAGCAAUGGCAGUAGUGCUGGUGGGAGCAUGGGAUCAUGGGGAGGUUCGGGCUCUCUCAAACAGAGUGGCUCUGGUUGGGGAGGAAGCAAUGGGGGAGGAGUAAAACAUAAUCAUACUGCAGAGCCCACUGGAUGGGAAGAGCCCUCUCCGCCCUCCAUCCGACGCAAGAUGGAAAUUGAUGAUGGUACCUCAGCUUGGGGUGAUCCAAGCAGUUAUAAUAAAACAGUUAACCUCUGGGACAGGAACAACCCUGGAAUGCAGAGUAAAACAAACUCUGGAAGUGCCAACAAUCCCCCCAACAACCAUCACCACCUUACUCACCGUAAUCAGUCUCCGUUGCAGGGCCAUGGACAUGGAGGACAAGUUUCAACCAACAACCAUAUCACUUCUGACAAUACAAGCUCUCAUCAAGCUGUAUCUUCUCAUAGCAGAGCAUCCCUGAUGACCACAGGAUGGGGAGAAAUGCCUAAUGUCCACUCCAAACCUGAACCCUCAUGGGGAGAGCCAGUGCCCCCUCCAGCAAGUGUGGACAAUGGCACAUCAGCCUGGGGCAAACCCCCGGGGGGCUGGGGUGACAGUGGCCCUGAAGGCUAUAGCCGAUCUGGAGGCCCACCAGGAUCUGCCCCCUGCAAGCCAGCCUCUAAAUCUAUGCAAGAUGGCUGGGGAGGUGGAGAAGACAUGGGCCUGUCGACAGGCCAGUGGGAGCAGGAUGAGGGUGACAUGUGGAACAGCACAGCCUCUCAGGAGAGCAGCUCAUCCUGCAGUUCAUGGGGCAACCAGCCCAAGAAAGGUGCUCAGAAGGCGAAGGUUCCUAACAAACAAGACGAUGCCUGGAUUAUGACCCGUCUGAUUAAGCAGUUGACAGAUAUGGGUUUCCCUAGAGACCCUGCAGAAGAGGCUUUGAAGAGCAACAAUAUGAACCUGGACCAGGCUAUGAGUGCCCUGUUGGAAAAGAAGACUGAAUUAGAUAAGCGAGGGUUGGGGAUUUCUGACUACAGCAAUGGCCUCGUCAACAAGCCAAUGAGCUGCAGGCCUUCAAUCAUCUCCAAAGACUCCUCCGACCGUCCUGCCUUCCUGGACAAGGAUGGAGUACUAGUGGAUGAUGCCCAGACUUCACCGUUUAUGCCUUCUCCCAGCCUAAAGCUCCCGUUGGCUAGUGCUGCCAUCCCUGGCCAGAGUCUUGGGGUCACAAUGCAAAACUUGAACAACAGACAGAUGCAGAGCGGAAUGUUUGGCAGUAGUGGAACAGCACAAACUCGGGCCCUGCAGCAGCCUCCUCCUCAGCCAGCAGUGCCACCUCUCAACUCCUCCCAGCCUAGUCUACGUGCUCAAGUGCCUCAGUUUCUCUCCCCUCAGGUUCAAGCACAGCUCUUACAGUUUGCAGCAAAAAACAUUGGUCUCAACCCUGCACUUUUAACCUCACCAAUAAACCCUCAGCAUAUGACCCUGUUGAACCAACUCUACCAUCUGCAGCUGGCAUACCAGCGUUUACAAAUUCAACAGCAGAUGUUGCAGGCACAGCGUAAUGUUUCUGGCCCUAUCAGACAACAGGAACAGCAAGUUGCACGAACAAUCAAUAACAUGCAGCAGCAGAUCCAGCAGCACCAGCGGCAGCUGGCCCAGGUUUUGCUGGUGAAGCAACAGCCUCCGCCCUCUCAUCCUAGCCUGCAUCCCAGCACAGGCAAAUCAGCACUGGAUCCAUUUCCUUCACACCAACAGGCAUCAGGCCUCUCUGUUUCUGACCUGCCGACCAAAGAGCUGCAGUCUUCUCCCAACUCCUUCUCCUCUUAUACUCUGUCUGGAUUGAACCCCAACAUGAAUGUAAACUGCAUGGAGGUGGGAGGUCUGUCCAUGAAGGACUCUCCUCAGCCUCAGUCGCGCCUGUCGCAGUGGACGCACCCCAACUCCAUAGAGAACCUCUCUGGCAACUCCUCGCCUAUGGAGCCUGGGCUCAGCAAACAUGGUGCUGUCUCUGCAGGUCCAAACCUUGGUGCUCCAGGUAAACCUACUCUGGAUGAUUCCUACAACCCGUAUAAUCUGAUGCAGGGUGGUGACUCUCCUGCCAGUCCACUGGUGACCCCAGACAGCUGGGGCCAGAGCAAGAAUGCCAAUGAUAAGAUGUCCAAUGGGACCAACAUCAGCUGGCCACCAGAGUUCUGCCCAGGAGUGCCCUGGAAAGGACUACAGAAUAUUGACCCUGAAACUGACCCCAAUGUGACUCCAGGAAGUGUUCCCAGUGGCCCCACCAUCAACACCAAUAUUCAGGAUGUGAACCGCUACCUGCUCAGAGACAGGAGUGGAGGCAAGCUAUCAGACAUGAAGUCCACUUGGUCGCCGGGGCCCAUCUCUCACACGCAGGCCUCGCUGUCCCAUGAGCUGUGGAAGGUGCCUCAGGGACCAAGGAACACUACAGCCCCCACUCGUCCUCCACCUGGCCUGACCAAUACCAAGCCGUCCUCCACGUGGGGGGGUAAUAGCCUGGGCUUGGUGCCUGGCUGGAGCAGUUCUUACUCCUCAGGUACCACAUGGAGUACAGACAGCUCCAACAGGACCAGCAGUUGGCUGGUACUAAGGAAUCUUACACCCCAGAUCGACGGCUCUACUCUGCGGACACUGUGCAUGCAGCAUGGCCCUUUAAUCACAUUCCACCUCAACCUGACGCAGGGCAAUGCUGUGGUGCGCUAUAGCUCCAAGGACGAGGCUGGAAAAGCCCAGAAGUCCCUGCACAUGUGUGUGCUGGGCAACACCACCAUCCUGGCAGAAUUCGCUGGAGAGGAGGAGGUUAACCGCUUCUUUGCACAAGGUCAAUCCCUCACACCCACCACCAGCUGGCAGGCCAACCCGGGCACCAAUCAGACGCGGUUGGGGGUUGGAGCAUCUGCCACUUCACAUCCCAUUGGUCACUGGAACACUGCCAGCCUGGCAGGAGGCGGAGCUGGCAGUGCAGCAGCUAAGGCAGGCAACGAGCUGCUAUGGGGGGGGGUGCAGCAGUACUCCAGCCUUUGGGGGCCGCCCAGUACAGAGGAGGGCCGAGUGGUAGGCAGCCCAACCCCUAUUAACACACUGCUUCCCGGAGACCUGCUGAGCGGAGAGUCCAUGUGAGGGAAUCGACUCAGGAGGAGAAUUAUGAAUAUUAAAAAUGAACAUGGGGAAGAAAAAAAAAACUUGAAGAAAUAUAAUUACGCAGGAGCAAAAACCAAGCAAAAUCAUGUGGUGAUAAUCAGCAUAAGUGGAACUGUGAACCAAGAGACAGGAGGCUGACGAUACACUUGUAGAGGCUGCUGACCUUGUUCUUCUCCUCCUCCUUUUAAUUUUGCAUCAUUUCAGUGGAUUUUUGUUAUUUUUUCAUGUGAGGCUUUGGUUACAGUAUUUUCUAAGACUUUUGGAGAAGAGCAACUAAAAGGAAAACUAGAACCUUUAAUUACAAACUUUCUCUUAACUGAAAACUGUGUGAAACUGUAUUUUACUACAACUGAUCAGACAAGCUGCCAUUUUUAAAUGUCCCCUGGCACAAGCCUUCAUCAACCCAGAUGCACCGUACAAGCCUUCCUCCCUACUCCCCCAAAGAAACGCAUCAUUCCUAUCAAUCCUUCCCUUUAGACUGUGUAUCCAUUGCUUUUCGUUCAUCUGUUAGCCUGGUGGGUUCAUGUAACAGCACUAAACUAGCCUUAACCGCUUACCAGCCCCAUCUCCCACACACACUCACUCUGGGCUUACAGAAGAGAUGAAUCCGAGAAUUGCACAUUUUUCCUCACUUUCGAGCCAGCAGAGAAGAAAAGUUCCAUGCUUGACUAAGCACACAGGCCACAGUACACGUCUGCUUUUCCUCCAGACCUCAGCCAUCACCCUCGUCUGUCCACAUCACUAUUAAAGGGACAGACGUGCGGCUGAUGCUUACUCAUCGGCAGGACAGGCUGAGCAAACGUUUGCCAGCACGCGUGUGCUGUAUUAACCACUGUCUUCAGAACAUUUUAACAAAACACUCGGAACACGUCACGCAGAACGAACGGUCAAAACACAUUCAUUUCCUUCUCUUCUGCUCCAUGAAUGACCUCAAUUAUUUGUGACCCAGCGGGGGUUUUAAAAAAAAAAAAAAGUUUGUCGGACGUGCAAUAUGCCACAGACGCUUCCAUCCAUCAUUAUACAGAGCUUAUGCUGGUGAAGUUUCCUUUCUUUUCUAAAUCAGAGGUGGGGGCAGGAAGAAAAAAAAAAAAACAGUUGUCCUUCAUCUCCCAAGUGUGGUGACAAGGAGAAAGACUUCCUCGUGGUGUGCGAGUCUGUAGUGAAGACUAUAUAUUACGAGCACUUCUCUAAAGACAUGAAGUGACCACAGCAGGAUGCGGGCUUCAAACCAAAUAAGUGUUUCUUGUAACCCAGAAGACAAGGUGCAUUUUAUGUUGUAUUUGGUACAAAAUGACAGAACAAAGAGACUGGUUUGAAAAUGGGUGGUUUAUCAUAGCACUUACCAAGAGCAUCAAGCUCCAACUAUAAUGCCAACAAAUCACACAUGGAAAGCUGGAACUGAAAAAAAAAGCAAAGAAAAAGCAAUCUACAUGGCUUUCUCAUGCGCUUUUGUUUUUUUUUAAACUCUAAACAUGUUUUUUCCUUGGGUCCCUCCCUUGGAUGGACGUCAAAUGGUAGCAAAUGAAGGGUAGUUUAAAGAAAAACUGAUACUGAAGCAUUCUCGUGUUUUUUUUUUUACAAUAUUAUAUACACACACACACACACACACGUGCGCUCAAAGGAAAUAUUGCUGUUACAGUACUCCAAAAUUGUUAGCCUUUUGUCCGGAAAUGCUAGACAUGUCCAUGUGUGGUAAUAGAUCCUGCGGGGGCCCUUUUGCCUGGCGGCCCCACCUUCCUUGGAUAAUAAGUGUGGCCACUGAGUGCCUAUCUGUUGUGGUGCCUGCUGUGCCCACGCUGACUCUGAUGCCACUGUGCCAGACCGGUGCGCCCGAUGCCAGAGCGUACUUGGAGCUGCUGUUUGGCCUGGCGCAGAGUGGCAGCUCUCUCAGAAAUGGCCCGACAGUACUCUUGCGCCAGCAUUUGACCUCGUUUCAACUCUCUUAAAACUCUCUCUUCAUGCAAAGAUCACUUUAGCUGGAAGUGGACAAGAUCCUUUCACGUCAUUUUCAAUUAUUGUAUUUUUUUAUUCCCUGGAAUUGCAAGUGUUAUUUUUGUCAACAUUGCUGUUAUUGUUGUCUUUAUGAUACUUUAUGCUCUUUAAGUGUGAGUGGGAGAGUGAGUUCAUGCAGUGCUCUUUUACAGUAGCUGCUCUUUACCAGCCUCUUUCACUGCACGUGUGCAGGAACAUUUGGAGAAAGAAGCAUGUCUACACUUUUUUUUUUUAAUUGCAACAGUUCAUGUUACUAUGCUAUGUCAGCAGAUCAUGAUUUAAGAACGAUGGUUUGGGGAUUUUCCUUUUCACGGUUGCUCUUUUAUGGAUUGACUGAGUUUAGGGGCAUAUCCUACUGGAAUAGAGGCUUCGUACGGUCACGUGACCCCAU